Pantherophis guttatus is the source of this 3677-nucleotide messenger RNA. It is a transcript of the gene PTP4A2, whose product is annotated as protein tyrosine phosphatase 4A2. Gene Ontology annotation, molecular function: protein tyrosine phosphatase activity. Gene Ontology annotation, biological process: protein dephosphorylation. The record is from RefSeq and is a predicted model, not a curated record. NCBI's taxonomy places the organism in Eukaryota, Metazoa, Chordata, Lepidosauria, Squamata, Colubridae.
GGUGGGAGGCCUCCUGCUGAGGGGAGUCGCAAAAGUGCCGACGCCGCUUCUGCUGCUGCCGCUGCCGUCACUGCUUUCCCGCCGGCCAGCUCCGGUUUCGAGGCUGGGCGUCGCGGGCAGGAGGCCCAGCUCGGCUCUUCCUCUUCGGCCGCGGCUCUGGCCCGACUCCGCGCCCUGACGCAGGCAGAGGGGCCUCCCCGCCCAGGCCGUGUGGGAGGCGCCCGGCCCGCUCAGCGCCUGGCCCUUCAAUGCUGCCGGUGGGUUUUCCAUUUGAAUCCAAGCCACACAUUUAUGGCGAUUCUGAGUGUCAGGGCAGAUUUCUGCCGGGCCCAGCACAGCACCCUGGCUGAGAAGUGAGCUGGAGACUGGGGUCCCUCGUGGGGUAACUCAACCUGGCCUUGAAGACUCAAGACACUGGGAGAGAAUCUUCAAAUAUAUGGGGUUAUCUUCUGUACAUUGGAAACCUCUUCCUCUUAGUGACACUAGAGAAGCAAAGCCUGGCUGAACUCCGUUGGAGAGAAGACUUGUUCUUACAAUUUUCUUUGUGCCUCACCAGUGCCUAAAUGUCGUCAAGGCUGCCUAUUUUUUGCAUGUAGUAGAAACCUGCAAAAUCUGAAGGAGUGCCACCUGCAGUGAUUGAGGCUGAAGUUGAAUUCCAGCAGAUGCUCAAGAAAACCAGUAUUUCUUAAAGUGAAAAAAUAUUUUGAAGAACAAGACCAAGGAAAUAAGGAAAGCUCUCACCAAUUCCCCACUUUAGUAGUCUUUGAUGUUUUCUGCUGUGAAACAUUGCACAAUUUGAUUUUUAAUUUUUAAUUUUUGUUAGCCCUCAUACAUUUUCCUCCCUUCGCCAUUAUGAACCGUCCUGCUCCAGUGGAGAUUACUUAUGAGACUAUGCGCUUCCUGAUUACCCACAACCCAACCAAUGCAACCCUCACCAAAUUCACAGAGGAGCUGAAGAAAUACGGCGUGACCACCUUGGUGCGAGUUUGCGAUGCUACCUAUGAUAAAGCACCUGUUGAAAAAGAAGGAAUACAAGUUCUGGACUGGCCGUUUGAUGAUGGAGCCCCACCCCCUGGUGAAAUUGUGGACGACUGGCUCAACCUGUUGAAAACCAAAUUCCGUGAGGAGCCAGGCUGCUGUGUCGCUGUGCACUGCGUGGCAGGAUUGGGAAGAGCUCCAGUUCUCGUUGCCCUUGCACUCAUUGAAUGUGGAAUGAAGUAUGAGGAUGCUGUGCAGUUUAUAAGACAGAAGAGGAGAGGAGCCUUCAAUUCUAAACAGCUGCUCUAUCUUGAGAAAUACCGACCGAAGAUGAGGUUACGCUUUAGAGAUGCCAACGGGCACUGCAUCGUGCAGUAAGCCAAGUCCCUUUGUGAUGUCUUUGACGCUAUCAUGGCUGUCUUUCUGGACUUGUGGAAUCUGGAAUUGUAAUUCUUGCAUUGAGCGACAUCCUGGCCGUCGUGGAGUCAGGGCUCCUCCGCCUUUCUCCUAAUGAUAAUGAUUGUGAUAAAAAAUAAAAUUAAAACGAAACAUUUCAGUGCAGGAUUGUCUUCUCAUGUUACAGUCUGAUCAUCUGCCAAGUGAUGGGAGUUUCCUUACUUUUCUGUAUUUUUAACCUCCUUUGUGGAAGAAAAACCAAAUUGAUUUUACGUUUUGAGGAACACCGGAGUAUGUGCAGAAAUUUGUAAUGGUGGAGUAGGAUGGGGAGCCCUAAUGAGGUCCUAGCCUGAAUUUAUUAUUUUUUAGUUUUAGAAGUGGAUUCUCUUUCAUUUUGUUGAAACCUGGAAGAUAGAAUUGGAGUUUUGUAUGGUCCAUGUGAGUGAGCAGCAGCCUUAAACCCUGUGGGGUGCUUUUAGAAAUAGUGUGAUAUAUGUAUGUAUGUACGUUUGCUGGCAACUGAUUGUUUGUACCAGGGAGGGAGAGGCAGCGUCAGUAAAUCUGAUAUUCUGGGUUAAAGCCCUUAACUAGGUGGUAUCUACAAGCAUCUUUCAGUUUACACCUGAAGAGGCACCAGGAAGAAGGCUGGGGUGUGGGCUCAUUUCAUAAUGCUGGUGGUUGUGAUACAUUUAACAGUGACGUUUCAUGCUCUUAUUAUGCAGAUGUCCAAAUUACACGAUGGUGGGUAUUUCCGAUGUUGUCUUCAGUGCUGAGAUAUAUUGCUCGACAUUUGUCUACAGUUACAUGUUAUCUAAAUGUUUUGAGUUAGAAGUUAACUUCCUGCAGUUUAAACAGAAAAAAAUAUAUCUUCCAGCAAAGAGAGAGACUGUGAAUGUUUUUGGUGAAAACAUUUAAAACGCCAACUGUGGUAUCAUCCAGGAUGGAUGAAAAGGUGGUAUGUUUCCUCCCUGGAGAGAUCUUAACAGUUGAGUCAAGUCUCGUCUUCUCAUGCUGCUUUUCCAUCCAUUGGCAUCUUGAGCUCCCAAUGCCUGAGGGCAUUUUUCCAGCUUAGCCUCUCAUAGAGUUCACCUUAACCACUGAUUGCCUUUUUAACUUUUCACCAGGUUCUUAAGGGAGACUUGCUGAUCACAUACUGUCAAUGCCUCUUUUGUUUAUGUUGUCUGUGUAAAAUAUCGGGAAACUGGGCUCAGUUUUGAUUACUGAUUUUGAUUAGGAAAGGCAGGAAGUUUUGCUUGUACGUUUGUUCAUUUUAAGUUACUUCUCUGCCAAAUUGCUUCAAUUAAACUGAGUUGUUUGUCUUCCAACUCAGUUUUGCUUUUAAAAAUGUGUUUGCUGAAGAUUUUUAAUUUAUAUUCUUCAGUCUUUGUGCAGCAUCAGGCUCCAGUGGGUUCCUCCAGCUGCUCUAUCAGUGAACACAGACAAGGCCUUCCAGCUCUCCAACAGGGUAUCUCAUGGUAUAUUGUGCCGAAUCACUUGAUAUACAGUAGUCCUUUUAAAUAUUUUGAGUCUAAAAAUCAUUAAAGCUUCCUGACAAACUUGUGUGAAAGCUGAUUGUGAUGAUAACGCCACUCAAAUCUCGAUGUGGGUGACCUGGAGUGCAAUCCUAUGCAUAUUGAUUGAGAACUUCUUUAAAUGUAGGGAAACUGACACCCCUGAAUGUUUGUAAGAUUGCAGUCUUGACUGAUUUUAGUUUGUAAAUCUAUUAAGCCCCAAAUGCCAGAUUCCUUGAUAUUUUGUUUUUUCACAUUGUUGUAAAACAUACAAGUGUUCAGAGUGGCAUGUCUUACAUUUAAGAAAGAUCAUGUUUAUCUGGAAGCAUAAUUCGAAGAAGAAGAAGAAAUAGAGCUGUCUUUCCUUAUUUCCUGCUCUGGCUGUCACACAUCUGCAUAAAAGCGCACAUCCUUGUAAUCGGAUCUCAUUUCCUCAAAAAAUGUUAUUUUGACCGAAAAAUGCUGCAACAUAAUGUGUUGAAGUCAGAUUUUUUAAAAUUCCUAAAGUUCUACCCUAAACCUAUGAAACAAUUGGAUUUCUUUUCUUUUCCCUAUGUAUAGUUUUGUUCUCCCCUUUCAGUUUCACUGUAUUGUAUUACAGUAUAUUAGCUUGUAUUUCAAACCUAACUGAACUGAUUGGGGGAGGGUGGGGGGAGCAGUUCGGUAUACAGGGCUACACAUUCUGUCAUAGAAUAGAAAUGCUGGAGCUUCAAUGUGAGCCGAGCUUAAUAGGCACAAUUUCUGGUUUAGCACUCGAAACAUAGUGCAAUAAAGUUCUUACUGUAAAGUCUC